CGCACAGUGUUGCUUUAUACUUAUAUAUAUAGUUGCGAUAACCAAUACGUAUUUUGCUUGUUUUGUCUUUCUAACAUGAAAAAUUAAAAAUUAAGUUUAGAAGAAUUGUCUAAAUUAUUACGAAUGAAUUCAAAAUAUAAGUCCAUGCCUUUUGUUAUUCUUUAGAAAACUUUACUAGUAAAAGUAACAUAUAUUAUUACUUAUUAUUAAUCGACUAAGUUUUUUUUUUGCUACUUGCUAAUGUAAACAUUCGGUGAGAAACACGUGUAUCACUAGUUAAAACGCAUACUAUUAGGUUUAAAUAACGGCGUGUCUUAAAUGUUACAGUAUUAAAAUACUAUUGAAAGGACAAAAUUAGUUAAUGCGUACACGUAAAAAAAAUUUUUUUAUAUUAAAAAGUGUAAGAAAUCAGUAACCCUUUAGGAAAAAGGUCGUACAGCGAGAUAGUUCCUGAGCAAAAAAUUUAUUUUUGUUGUCGAGAAAAACGGCCUCAAACUGUGGGGUUCUGGAGCCUUUUUUCUUCCUGCACAAGGAAUGUACUACCCUCAUAUGGUGCAGACAGGUAUGGCUGCACCCUAUGGUGGGGGUGUAUUUCCUUCAGUAAAUGGAGUAGGAGUUAUCAAUCCUCCUGGAACAGGAGAGAUGAAAUCGUCUUCAGUUCCUACUAAGGAAGAAAAUGCAAGUACUCAGCAAAUCACAACCGGAGGGCAGACGCCUACUACUCAACAUUCUAACGUACCUGCACCACCUCAAACAAGUUUUAGCCCCUCUCCUCCAAAUGGCGUUGAGCAACAAGCUAUUUCGGAUGUAUUCCAGGCAGCUGUUGCGGCAGCAGCAGUGGUAGCUGCAACUGGGAGCAGUCAACAGCCAAUAUCUGUAACAACAAGUUCUAAUGAGCCUAAUUCUGAAGGGAGUACAGAUAACAAUAACUUGACAUCAGUCACUUCUGGAACAGGAACGCCGGCAAUUCCAACACAGACUACUGAUUUCAAGGGUCAACCAAAACGUCUUCACGUUAGUAACAUACCUUUUCGGUUCAGAGAUCCCGAUUUAAGAGCUAUGUUUGGCCAAUAUGGACCCAUCCUUGAUGUUGAAAUUAUAUUCAAUGAACGUGGCAGCAAGGGAUUCGGUUUUGUAACAUUCGCAAAUAGUGCUGACGCGGACCGAGCACGUGAGAGGCUACAUGGCACCGUGGUUGAGGGCAGGAAGAUUGAGGUAAAUAAUGCUACUGCUCGAGUACAAACAAAGAAGCCACCCUCUUUACCAAAUGUUUGUAUGCAGUGGCCAGAAGCUGCUGCUUUGAGGGGAGUUGCAAUUCAAAGGGGACGAAUAGGUACAACAAGAACAGCCUUUCCUACAACUGCUGCAGCUUUGGCUUUAACUCGGAAUCCAAACUCCAUUACAGCAGCAGCAGCCGCUACCUCUUUACAUCCUUUUACACCAACUGUCUACUAUGAUCCAUUUUUAGCAGCACAUGCAGCAACACAGGAUUCAAAUUAUAGAUUACAGGCAGCAGCAGCAGCUGCCGCAGCAGCAUCUUCACCACUAUUAAAGACACCACUUUCAAAUGCUCAACAAGCAACUUAUGCAGCUGCAGCUACAUAUACAGCUGUAGCAGCGCGUGCAUAUGGAGCAGCAGCAGCUUCUCAACCAGUAGCUGGAUAUGCAGCUGUGGCGGGUUACGGUCGAGAGUAUGCUGAUCCUUACCUGAGCCAUGGAAUUGGUCCUGUCACUGGAUAUGGGGCAACUGUCUAUAGAGGUGGAUAUAGUAGGUUUACGCCAUAUUAAAAUCUAAAGUAUAUUGAAGAUAAUGAUGAAAAUACGAACUCACCGUAUUUACCAAUUUUUGAUGCCUGUACAAGAAACACACGAUAAAUCUGCAUAAUCAUAUCGACAACAAAAAUUUAUCUUAAAACUUUUUACAACCACUGAAGUAUUUAUUGUUUACUGAUAACUGUUGCAAAUAACAUUUUUUGUAGCUUAUACUUUUGCUCCAUGACAAAAAUCAUAAGCUAAUGACAUUGAGCCAUGACAGAAAAAUAACUGUAAUUUAACGAAUCGAUGGACUGACAAUGGAGAAAAUUCACACGACAUUUAAAAAAUGAGGUUGAUUUCAUUUUCGAAACUUUUUCGAUAUUGAUCUGUAGUCGAUCAUAAUAAUAAUAAUAAAUGUAAGCCUAACUCAAAUCUAAGAUAACAACAACAUUUUAAAUAAUGAGCUCUUUUUAAAAUUAGCCAUUCUUAUGCGAAAUUACUGAUCUUAUGUAAUAGAAAUAACAUUAUUUGACUUACUCAUGCAAUAAUCUUAAACUCAUUAUUUUUAUUUUUAUUGCAUCAUAAAUUUCGCAGUAUGUGGUAGAAAAUUGAAAAAAUGUAAAAUUAACAAUUUUUUAUCAAUAGAAUCAUGUAUUUGUAAAUGAAAUAUCUUUAUAUUUUUAUUCAUAUAUUACUUUUUAAAAAGUAAGUUACUGUUGAAGAUAAAUGAUAAUGAGGUAAAGAGGAAGUUAUUUCACGAAUCCGAAUAUUGUAACAAAUUAAUAAUAUAAAUUCUCUAGUAAUAAUUAUUAAACAAGAGUAUACUAAAUUUAAUUCAGAAAUAAAUAAUAGUAAUAAAAUAUCUUACUAAUUAUCACAUACGUCAUAAUUAGAAAGAUUAUAUCAUGAAUUUAUUUAUUUCUAGGUUAAGUAUACUACCGUCAUUGUUUAAUAAUUAUUAAAUUUAAUAACAGUUUUGUAAUUUGAUUGUCUGCCUGUAUAGGUAUAUACAUUCUCGAAUAUAAAAUCAUUCAACUAUUCAUCGAAGCAAGUAUAAUUAUCAAAUAAAAUCAAUAAAUAAACCAUACAAUCUUGUAAUAUAAAGUUACUAUUCAAUUCAUUUUUAAGCAAUUAUCUCAAUCAAUUUCCUGAAUUUUUUGUAGAGUAAGAAUUAUUAUAAAGUAAAUAUAUUUGUUAUAAUCGUCUUAUCAUGUAUAACAUAACACCAAAGAUUAUUAAAAAAAAAUACUUGCUUACAUGUAAAUCCGAUAAAAGAAAUGAAUGAUAUAUUUGAUCAAAUAGUAUGCAAAAUUUUGAAUGGAUUGUGUAAGCAGAUAAUCAGCGCACAGAAUAGUCACUCAAGGAUUAAUCAUUUUACAAAGUUGUUUUGACAGUAUUUAAGCUUGUAUCAUUAUGGAAAAUACCAUAGAUUCAAUUUUAAAUAUAGUAGAAUCCGGUAAUUGAAAGACAGAGCAAACAUAUAUUAUAAGCUUAAUGAUUUAAAAAAAUUAAUUGUCAAAUACUCAAAAAAUUAUCAACUGAUAGAAAAUAUUAUAUUAUUGUAUUGUAAUACCACCACAUUCAUUAAAAAUAUUAUCUUCCGAAGGUGCCAUCAAACUUCCGUUGAAUUUUAUCAUUCUUUAGAAUUAAUAUUUGU
Messenger RNA from Phymastichus coffea, 3412 nucleotides. It is a transcript of the gene Rbfox1, whose product is annotated as RNA binding protein fox-1 homolog 2. Gene Ontology annotation, cellular component: cytoplasm; nucleus. Gene Ontology annotation, molecular function: mRNA binding. The transcript is spliced from 12 exons. Lineage: Eukaryota; Metazoa; Arthropoda; Insecta; Hymenoptera; Eulophidae. The record is from RefSeq and is a predicted model, not a curated record. Bases 535 to 1788 code for a protein of 417 amino acids. Gene Ontology annotation, biological process: nervous system development; regulation of alternative mRNA splicing, via spliceosome.